Messenger RNA from Babjeviella inositovora NRRL Y-12698, 2317 nucleotides. RefSeq names its product pepsin-like aspartic protease. Bases 426 to 1994 code for a protein of 522 amino acids. The record is from RefSeq and is a predicted model, not a curated record. Gene Ontology annotation, biological process: proteolysis. Gene Ontology annotation, molecular function: aspartic-type endopeptidase activity. The transcript has a single exon. NCBI's taxonomy places the organism in Eukaryota, Fungi, Ascomycota, Pichiomycetes, Serinales.
CCUAAAUUGGCCAUGCACCAUAUUCAGUCGAGGUUCACUUUCGGCAACAAAUUAUUCAUUCACUCGGUACGACGUUUCUAGGCGUUGAGAAGGAAGUUUCAAGUCAAGAGAAUUCCAAGCAUUUGCAUUUCAACCGAGCAUUCAAAGAGCACCAGCUUCUUCAUCAGCUGUCAGCAAAUUUCUGUUUCUAAUUGAUCAUAGCUGGUUCUCAGUUGCAUUACACCGAGCCAUCCCGCUUCUCAACUUUCAUUAGAUCAUCUUCUUUGCUCCUGUCUUCCAGCUUCAUCUGACCCUCUGCUCUUAUCAUCCCACCCCCGGCUUCUUUCUAGCUCCCGACGUAUACCUCCAUGCAUUUUUUUACGCUUUUGCCCUUCUUUAUCAUACAAGUUGCAGCCUUGUACCCGUACUCCAAUGGGUUCAACAAGAUGGCUGUUUCUCCGGGAUCCAGUGCCAUGUCCGGUAAGGCCAUCGCCUCAAGCUCUAUCGUCGCCGUGAGCGAAAUCCAGACUGCUCCAUCGGGCUGGCUAGCCUACUUGCAUUCCAGAUCCCGGCAGACCCCCCAGUCGGCUUCCAAAGCUGUAGUGACCAACUCGAGCCUCCCAACAGUUCAGUGGAGCGACGGAAUGCAGUUGAUCUACUCUGACGACUCAGAAAUCACGUUCUAUGUGAAUGUCACGCUCUUUGAGCCUAACUCUAGCGCUACGUUAGACCCGCUCAAGCUCAUUCUUGAUACUGGGUCUGCUUACAUGUGGGUCUACGGUGAAGCUUGCAAGUCCUCUGCCUGCACCACCAAUCCGCUCUACGCCGGCAAAUCCCUCACGGAAUCCACCUUCGAAUUGGCGUACGGUAGCGGGACUGCCAAGGGGAACAUCACCACUAACACCAGUGUCAUUAUCAACAAUGAAAUUCUUUCUAACUUCUCUGUGGGCGUGGCGUCCGAGGUUCCAGCCUUGUUCGACGGCUACCUGAUGAGCGGAGUGUUGGGAUUGCCUGCCAACUCGUCUAACGGGGCCAACCUUCAUAAUGUUGUAACCACUUUACAGACCGCAGGUUCCAUUUCCAACAACUUGUUCACUAUCUCCUUGGGUAUGGGUGUUAGCGGAACAGACUCUUCUGCUGAUUCCGUCGACGGGCUCUUUGUGAUAGGCGAAAUCGUCGACGAAUUGUACUCCGGGGAGAUACACUACGCUCCGGUAGAAGAAAACACGUAUGCCUAUUGGAUGCUCACCAUUGACCAGGUCUACGUGGAGUCCUAUCCCGUCACAUUCAAUGCUUCCGUCACUAAUGGCUCCUCCACCACCUCCCGCAGGGUCAUCGUCGAUUCUGGGACCACCGUGCUUGUGCUUCCAUCGCAGGACGCGAGCACACUCCAUUCCUACUUCCCGAACUCCAUCACUGACGGAACCAACUAUGCCAUUCUCUGCAACACCACGCUCUCCAUUGCGUUUGAAAUCGCCGGUGCGAACUGGACGUUAACCCCUGCGGACUACUUGGGCGCCGCCUACCCCGCCCUGAGCAGUCACUACGGCUAUUGUGUGUCCAACAUCCAAGGUGUAGAUGGCGUUGUCGCAACCAAAUCCUCUGGUGCCGGCUCCACCGACGGAACGAUCUCCCAGGCGUGGCUUCUAGGGUCUGUCUUCUUGAAGAAAGUCUUUGCCGUCUUUGACAUCGAGGGCCAACGCUUGGGCUUGGCGCAGCCAGUAGCCUCCAUUGCUAUCGGGAACUCUGUACUACCGUCUGUCACGGCUGUUAACACUGGCUGGUCCACCGUUCUGGGCACUCCUAUCCCUGUCACCACGGAAUUCCUUACCCAUUUCGUCUCCAGCGUUUCCCAGACGACUGUUUUCCAUAACAGCACCGUCUCAUCGCCAACUGCCAGCUCUACCAGCAGCAGCUUUAUCAGUGCCGGCAUCCUGUGCUCCUGUAACGUGGCCAAGGUCUUUACCAGAGUGUGUUGUAUCUUGGGUCUUGUUGUGGUUGUUUCCUUGGUGUGAGGCCAUACAAACAUCUUUCGCAUAAACCCGGGGUAUCUUAACUGCUCUAACAGUAAAUAUCCUGAUUUUUCUCGUCCCUAGAGUAUCCCGGUAUUUCUCCGCCCAAUCAGGGCUGUCGCCCAAAACUUUUCCUGUACUAUUAUUCUUGAUCGCUUAUAAGUGAUCUGACGCUCCAUCCGACUCUGCUCUACUCUACUUUUCUUUCUGGUAUUUCUGCCGCUCUUCCUCUUCCUUUCAGUUAUUGGAUUUAUUUUUCAUUUUUGGUUUCUCACAUAUUGAUUUGUUCCUUGGUUUUCUAGCAUAUACGCUCCAUACAUCCUUCG